UUUGAGCACAUAAUUGACGUUUUGUUUACAUGUGUUCAAUGUAAGUCAAUGGGCGCCGGUAUUCGGCCAAUGGCGGCGUCCAAAGAAUCUUUUGCCGGAUAGCAUGACGGCGGUCCUGCAGUCGGCACAGGCUGCCUAGCGCUGGAGCUGAAAUAAGCUAACUAACAGAUACGCUUUCUUAUUUAGCUAUCACAGGUCUCGCUUUUGACGGCGUUCGUCCUCAAGGAGACGAGCGUGUUUUAGACGUCUGUUGUCCGAGCAGCUAGUUUUUGGCCUCACUAAUUUUCCAUCUACAUAGUAAUCAUGUCGGCAGUUCAACGAAUGAAAGUAGCUAACGAAAAGCACAGCAAGACAAUCACACAACGCGGCCACGUCCAAAAGACCACGCGAGUGGUGAAUGAAGACAAGUCGCCGGUGGGUCCAUGGCUUUUGGCGCUGUUUGUCUUCGUGGUGUGUGGGUCAGCCAUCUUCCAAAUCAUUCAGAGCAUCAGACAGGGCAUGUGAUUGCCAUUGCCUCAAGAGUGACUUUCACCAUCUGCCAUCCCUAAAUGAUGCCUGGACAACCAGCAGGAUUACCCCUCCCACCCCACCCCACCCCCCUCCCACACACAAGCAGUCAGACUCUCACCCAGUCCGACUACUUCACCUCCAUCUUUCUCCAUUCUCCUCCAACUUGUUCUUGUUGUGUCCCUCCCCUCUCCUCAAAGCCCACAAGCUCCUUAUACUGUGAAACUGACCGUUUCUUCUCUUUCUCUUUGUCUGGCUUCUUCUUUCCUCCUCACUUUCUUUCCUCCUCACUUUCUUUUUCUCCCAGUAGUUUGAAAGAGAAGAGAAUGACCCCCUUCCCCUCAACCCCCCAACCAUCACACACAUGCACAUGUACAAGCCAUUUUGGCUCCUUAUACUGAAAAUGCCAACUCCCCUUCUACAUUUGUAAAUGAAUUAUUAUUCUUAUUUUUAUUUUGUUCAUUGUUAUUUUAUUUUAAAGAAUCUGCCUCCUGUUAGUAAAUGCAGAAACACUGGUUUUUAAGUUC
Molecule: messenger RNA, 1034 nt
Organism: Alosa alosa (allis shad)
Lineage: Eukaryota; Metazoa; Chordata; Actinopteri; Clupeiformes; Clupeidae
Exons: 3
Coding region: 304-504 (66 amino acids)
Biological process (GO): endoplasmic reticulum unfolded protein response
Cellular component (GO): endoplasmic reticulum
Source: RefSeq, a predicted model, not a curated record